UUAGCAUAUGUAGAAGGGUGUUGGGAAACUCAAAUUCAGGUGUGAGGAUCUAGCUAGCAAAAACUCCUUGUGAUCCCACCAAUUGUGCUAGUUAGUUGCUCAUAUACAAGAAUGGAGACCCAACACCAACAGGAAGUUAUAGUAGGAAAGGUAUGUGAAAUCUAUGAGAAAAUCUCCAACCUAGGAGACCUCAACCCCUCCAACCAUGUCAACAACCUCUUCACCCAACUUGUCACCAUUUGCACCACCCCAUGUCAAUUAGAUGUUACUCGACUAAGCAAACAAGUUAGAGAAACCAUCGCUAACCUAAUUAGGCUUUGUGGCAAAGCUGAGGGACUUCUUGAGAACCAUUACUCAACCCUAAUAGGAUCACAUGAUACCCCCUUAAACCACAUGAAAUUCUUCCCCUACUACUCCAACUACCUCAAACUGAGCCAUUUGGAGUUCACCAUGCUCACCACACACUGCACCCAAGUCCCCACCCAACUAGCCUUUGUGGGCUCAGGCCCACUUCCUCUCACCUCAAUCAUGUUGGCCACACAUUACCUUAGGCACACAUGCUUCCACAACUACGACAUGGAUCCUUUGGCAAAUGCCAAGGCUCGUGACUUGGUCUCAUCGGAUCCUGACUUGUCAAAGAGAAUGUUCUUCCACACUAGUGACAUUUUAAGUGUGUCAAACCUCAAGGACUACAACGUGGUGUUUUUGGCCGCCCUUGUGGGCAUGGACAAGAAGGAGAAAGCAAAAGUCAUCAAUCACUUGGCCAAAUUCAUGGCUCCUGGAGCAUUUCUGGUGUUGAGGAGUGCUCAUGGAGCUCGUGCCUUCCUCUACCCGGUGGUUGAUCCUUGUUCUGAUCUCAAAGGUUUUGAAGUUCUCUCGGUUUUUCACCCCACUGAUGAGGUUAUUAACUCGGUCAUUGUUGCACGCAAGCACUCGGUGAAUCAAGGGGUUUAUACACCAGUGUUGGCUAGCAAAUGUUCUGGGGUUGAAGGCUUUAAUCCCUUCAACCAUGGGAACGUUAUUGAGGAGUUGACAGUUGAUGAGCAGGCUUGAGGGGAUCGACUUGGUGACUGGUAUUCCUCAAAUUAAAGCAGUGUCAUGAAUCUGGAUCGUAUUAUAUGAUGUAAUAGUGCAGUAUAACUGUAAGUGGUGAUUUGCAUGAGGUCAAAUCUCUUAUUAUCUUUAUUAUAAAAGGAGACGUGAUUAUCAAACGCCAACUGUAUCACCACUACGAGAUUAUUGUUGGAUAAUAAAACGGUUUUGAUAACAUCUUUAUUAGUUUUAA
Messenger RNA from Cajanus cajan (pigeon pea), 1285 nucleotides. RefSeq names its product nicotianamine synthase. The record is from RefSeq and is a predicted model, not a curated record. Gene Ontology annotation, biological process: nicotianamine biosynthetic process. NCBI's taxonomy places the organism in Eukaryota, Viridiplantae, Streptophyta, Magnoliopsida, Fabales, Fabaceae. Gene Ontology annotation, molecular function: nicotianamine synthase activity.